Messenger RNA from Mus musculus (house mouse), 13617 nucleotides. It is a transcript of the gene Kcnmb2, whose product is annotated as potassium large conductance calcium-activated channel, subfamily M, beta member 2. The transcript has 5 exons. NCBI's taxonomy places the organism in Eukaryota, Metazoa, Chordata, Mammalia, Rodentia, Muridae. Gene Ontology annotation, biological process: neuronal action potential; potassium ion transmembrane transport; action potential. Gene Ontology annotation, cellular component: plasma membrane; voltage-gated potassium channel complex; membrane. Bases 11089 to 11796 code for a protein of 235 amino acids. Gene Ontology annotation, molecular function: calcium-activated potassium channel activity; potassium channel activity. The record is from RefSeq and is a predicted model, not a curated record.
GUUUCUGUGAAGUUCUGUGAAGCCCUGAGGUAAUGAGUCUUAAUCCUUCCCUGGAUGCCAAAGUGAUGAAUCUGUUGUCAGUGUGAUUACACACCAUUAAUGCAGUGCUAGGGCUGAACGCCAUCCUAAUUCUCUGACCCAGAGCCUGGAUGUGAUGCUGAGUGCAUAUGAGCAGGUGCGAGAUCAAGCGCCCUCCUCAGCACCAAAGAUACAUCUCUGUUAUGCUAGGGACUGAUUGUAGCUAUUCAUAUCUUAGUCUUCGUGUGCAUGUGUAUAUUUGUUAAAUUUGUUCGUGUUAGGACAGGCAUGUGUGUGGACCAUGGUAAGUUUGUGGAAGUCAGAGGACAACCUCAGCUGUGAGUCCACACUUUUUACUUUGUUUAAGACAGGGUCUCCUUGUUCACCACUCUGUCCUCCUAAGCAUCUGGUCCUCAAGUCCUAGGGAGUCUCCUGUCUGAUUCCCAUCUUACCAUAGAAACACUGGAAUCUCAUGUGUGUGUCACCAGCACCCAGCUUUACAGGAGUUCUGGGGAUUUGAACUCAGGUCCCUGUGCUUGUCCAUAAGUGGUUUACCCACUGAUCAAUGUUCCAAGCCCAUACCUUGGUUUUCAAUACCAAAUGACUAUGACAUUAUAGGAAAUAGAGAUAGAUAGAUAGAUAGAUAGAUAGAUAGAUAGAUAGAGAUAGAGAUAGAGAUAGAGAUAGAGAUAGAGAUAGAGAUAGAGAUAGAGAUAGAGAUAGAGAUAGAGAUAUCAUCACUCUUUUAAUGUUGAGGUCUUAUAAAGUAUACACGUCAAUCUUAAGUCAUAGGGGCAAGGCUGGCUUUUUCUUAAAUAAUGAAGCUCUCAUGUCUAGUAGCAGUGUGUUUACAUAGUUCACCAGGGUUUCCCCUCACUUCUGCUUUUGUAUGGAAAAGAGGCAUCAGAGUCAAAUGUACAAUGAAAGCCUGGGCAAAAAAUGGCAUGAGACUCCUCUGUGACAGGUAAAGUGGCAAGGAAAGGUGACACAUGAGGAGAAAUGUAAACCUCGCAGGCUCAGAGGAAACACCACAGCUUUUGAGCAGAAAUGAAGAUGGAUGUGCACGUGACCCACAGGGGAAUUCAGGACUCCGUCUUGGGUUAUAAAUAGUAGCUGCCACCUUUUAUCACAUUCUUAAAAUAGUCCCGAGCAUUAACAGAGAAGAACAGACAAUUGAGGUGUAUCGUGACAGAUUUUGUCAAUGAAAAUAAUUAACCUUCAACACAAGAAGAGGAGAAGAGAGAGUGGGAGGAGCUGUGAAGGCUAGAGCUGGGAACACGGGAGCAAGAGAUGGAUGCUGCUCUAAGGUCUCCAUGGACACGUGCGUGAACCAUGAUGGGGGAUGGGAGUCAGUCAUAGGAACAACAUGGUCAUACGACAGAUGUUGGCACAGCCCUCACUGCAGGCAGCAUGCUGAGCUACACUAUGCAUAUGAGUUGAAUGAAGAAUCGUCCAUCCUUACCUUUCUGGGGAUUAUUGCCUAGGAAGUGAUUAUGCCUCUCUUGCAGGGCACUGGGAGGUUUGGUCAGAGGUCAGGAGGAGACAUUUGAGUGAUUUGGAAGAGCCUCAGGGAAGGAGCCAUAUUUGAUAUGAGUCUUAUGAGAAGAGUAAGGUUGCAGCAGAUACAGCAAUGAAUAAAGAAAAUGGGACAGUUAUUGACAAUAAAUAUAGAUUCAGUCCCUAGAUGCGUUUUUGUGCAGCAGGCUUUUACUGAUUCUUCUAGAUUUGAAAAACGUUUUAAAAUCAUUAAUCAGAGGAAGAAAAAUGGAAUCUAAACUUUCCCUAGGAGGUUAAGAGUUCCAAAGAAUUCUCAACUCAACUCACAAGCAACCAGGCAAAGUCAUCGUUGCUGCAGGUGCAAACUAGUUUGCAAAGGAAAAAAAGGUGCACUGCCAGGAGACUCCUUGAGCAGCAUCCUUUAUGUCUUCCAGUGCCACCCCAGCCAUCCUCAGCUUCUUGGUGCCAUAACAAAACACCAAAGGGAGAGGGUCGAUUUGAGAGGUUUCACUCCAUGGUCCAUUGUCCUCAUUGUUUGAGUCAGGAUAGCAGGUCUUGGGUGGUAUGUCAGGUCUUAGGAGGUAUGGCAGAUCUUAGAGGUAUGGCAUGUCUUAGGCGGUAUAGCAGAACAUUAUAGGGGACAGAGCCUAAGGAAGGUCUAUCAUAUAAAACAAAGGAGACAAUUUUAAAGCUAGAAGGCUCCUUAGAGAUCUUAGCAACAUUGUUAAUGCUUUCAGUGCUACAUGCCAGGAUCCCAAGGCCCUUAUCAUGAUGGUACUGGGUGAUUUUAGACUGAGCCACAAUUAAGCAGACCUGAGACCAUGUCCUGGGAUGUAGCUUAGUUGUAGAACACUUACUUAGCAUACACAAAUCCCUGGGUUUGGUCCCUGGCACUACAUAAACUGAACAUGGUGGUCCACCCUAUAAUCCCAGGCACUCAAGAGUUAGGAACAGGAGGAUUAGACGUUCAAGAUCAUCUUGGACUACAUGAGAUCCUGCUUCAAAACAACAAAAUGGGAACUAAAGAACGGGCUGGAGAGAUGUCUCGGUAACAUGUAAUUGCUGCUCUUCCAGAGGAUUCAGGCUCAACUCCCAGAACCGUCAUGGCAGCUUACAGCUGUCCUUAUCUCCAGUUCCAGGGGCUCCGAUGUUUUUUUCUGGCCUCUACUGUCAGUGGAUACAUGUGAUAAAUAUAUACAUUCAUACAUACAUACAUACAUACAUACAUACAUACAUACAUACAUACAGGCUAAACACUAUGCACACAAAACAGAAAAAUGUUAAAAUAAAAAGCAAAACACAAACAAAAAUCAGGGGUCAUUGUCCAAGUUGAAGUAAGACUGUGGCUUAGAGCAUCUCAAACAUAGAAAAGCUGGAACUGAUAAAACUGAGGUCCAAAGUCAUUAACUCUUAAAUUUUACAUUGGACUUGAGUAGGCACUGAUCAGGACCCUGUUGAUGGGCUGUAAAGUCCCUCGAUUGAUUGUCUCUUCUUUUGAUAGAAAGCUGUGAGUGGGAGGUGCUGUGAUUUGCCCUGGGUCAUUCAUUUGUGGGUAUCUGCUCUUGUGCUAAACUCUACCUCUAGUGGGUAGGAUAUAGCUCAGAUAGACUGCUUAAUCAGAAGGCACAAAACCCUAGCUUCUAUUCCCUACACCAAUAGACCAGAUGUGACCAGAGGCAGUAUUAUCCUAUCUCCAAUAGAUAGAUAGAUAGAUAGAUAGAUAGAUAGAUAGAUAGAUAGAUAGAUGGAUGGAUGGAUAGAGAGAGAGAAAGAGAGAGAGAGAGAGAGAGAGAGAGAGAGAGAGAGAGAGAGAAUCCAGGUCCAGGCUCCCACUGUAGAUGUUUCUCCAAUUCUUUGAGCUCUUUAGGGUCAGGCAAGAGAAGCUGACUCCUACUUAGUGAGAUACUAAGUAGGAUUUAUGAUUGGGUACAUGAGUGGUUGGAGCAAGGAAGAAGUUACAACCUAGAGGGAAAACACUUACAGCCCCAAUCUCAAAUCCAAUUCAUUUGUUAAAAUAAUUAGUGUGUGCACAUACACAGAGCAAAUACAUAAGCACACUCAGGCACACACACACAUGCACACAGGCACACACACAGAGGUAUACGCAUACAUAAGCACACACACACAUGCACACAGGCACACAGAGGUAUAUACAUACAUAAGCACACACAUGCAGUCAUGUACACACAUGCACACAGGCACACACACACACACACACACACACACACACAGAGAGAGAGAGAGAGAGAGAGAAAGAAAGAGAUUACUUGUUUGAUGCUUGUUGAAUCCUACAGGCUCUAAAGAGGUCCAAAAAGAAUCAAAACACAGUUUUUAUUACUUCCAGAAACUUCUAGGAACAUUGUAAGAAAACUUUCUUAUGAUUCAAGUUCCCCAUUCAGGGUAAUUCCACUAAAUUCCCAACCUGAAGAACAGGAAGAUGUACUUUUUGCUUGCUCGAGGGUUGACAUAAGAUGUUUCGAUUCAAUCCCUCCCUUAAUUGUAUAACCUUGUGGCACUCAGAGGAAGGCUCUGACUCGUCUGGCACUGUCCAACCUCUGUCGAGCCAGCCUGCCCCGUGGCAGGUGCUCCCAUCUGCCAGGCAGAGCAAAUGAGCAGUCUAGACUCAUUAUCUCAGCCCCAGAGUCUCUGAGCGUGAGCUUGGAGCUCACAAAAAAAAAAAAAAAAAAAAAAAAAAAAAUACAAAAUCAGAAGGCGGCAUGAACGGUUCAUGCCGUAGCCUGACCAGUCCAGGCUGGGGGUCUUACAAGAAGCAGAGAAAAGCUACCUUGCAUGUGGCUGUGGCACAUUUUAAUUCACUUCACUCAGCUGUCUCUAUUCCUGUUCCCUCUGGCUUAUUGGCGGCUGACACAGAAGCUCAGAGCAACAGCAUAGCUUCCUUCCUGUGUAAAUAGAGAGAAUGGGGUGCUACAUUUCCGGGGUUACCUGGAACAAGAAGUGCACACCUUUGGCUCAGGGAACUCUACAAGUCUGCUCUAUUAAUAAAAAUUGGAGUUAAUCCCCAUCAGUUUUCACUGGGGGUUACUGCAGACCAGAGUGGCCAUCCUCUAUCGCACCCCACCCCACCCCCCAAGCAUCGCUACGCUGGCUGGCUGGCUGGUGUGGGAGUGCCAUCCAGAAAGAGCUCAAACAGGAAGGUGGUUUUUUUUUUUUUUUUGGUUUUUUUUCUUCACACCUGGGUGGUUAAAAUUGAGCAGGCCUUUUCUGUGUGCUAGGACUGUUCUGAGAGAGAACUGCCCUGGUAGAGACUUUUCCUCAUUGGUUGCCACAUCUAAAUGGGGGCCCCAUUUUACCUAUGAGACGAUGGUUCAAGUGGCUUUUCUAGGGGUACAUAGCUAAUGUGAAGGGAAGAGGUGAGAACCCCAGACUUUGAGAUUUUAGGAUAGGUUUUCUUGACCUCCGUGGACUCCAGGAGGGCAAUGUACGCUUUUAAAGUUUCUAUGGCUAAUUGAAGCAUGCUGAGUCAGGAAAGUAGGCAGUAAAGAGAGGUGGCUGUGGUGUGACACUGUCCUAGAGGGGUUCUGUUGCCUGGAAAGUUCAGAGGGACAGCACGUAAGGCUAGCUACAAAAACAGCUCUGCCAGCUCCUGCAGUCACAUUUACCCACCUAUCGGCAUCUGGGUCUUGAAUUCCCUAUCCCACUGCAACGGACAGUGCUUUGCCUGCGGUGUGUGCCCCCUCUGAAUGUGUGCCGCAUCGUAAGCCCAUCCAUAGUGUUAGCCUUCAUUUCCUACGCUGACACGGACUCCUCCAUUUCACAAGAGUGCAAUCUGUUGCGGCCAAAGCCUGAUGUAUACCUGCAGAGAAAGCUGAUAGUGCACUCUAAACAGAUGUCUUGCUAUCGAAAGUAGAGAAACUCAUUAAACCCUCAGCGCCCAUAGUGGAUAGAUGUGAUCGCGUUAACUGUCAACGUUAGAGAAUCUGCAGUCACUUAGAAGAGAAGCUUAAAGCAGACCCAUGAGGGUUGUUUGGGUUAGCCAGUGGGCAUGCUUGUAAAGGACGACCUUGCUUAGGUUAAUGGGGCGACAAGAUUUACCCUAAAGGAAGAUGGCACCACCCUGCACUUGGGUCCUGGAAGACAUAGAAAGGAGAAUAUGAGCUGAGUAAACGUAGCCACUGCUCUCUGCUUCCAGACAACAGAUACAAUGUGACCAACUGCCUUGGCAUCCCUGACAAUGGACUGUACCCUAAACCCUCCCUCCCUCCCUUAAAUUGCCUUUGUCUGGCUGUUUCAUAACAGCAACAGAAACGGUAACUAAGACCACGCGUGAGCCUUCUAAAACCCAAAACCCCAUCCUUUAGUGUCCGGAAGGCCUGCCUGCCCUCUGAUACCUUCCAUCCCCAUCUUAGGGUUCUAGCCACUGCCUGUCUUCUAACCCCUGCAAUAUGUCUGUAGUCUAAGCUUGCAGGGUGUCUCCCUACUGACUACCACACACAGAGCAGUCUCUCUGUCCCAGGACACAUGCGCUAUCUUACUAAAACCAGUUGCUGGCACAGUUCAUGACCGACUGCCUUCCCACCAUCCUGGCCUCCUAGCUGUCUCUGUCAGACCGUUUCCCUUCCCUACCUCGGACUCCACAGCCAUCAUUUUUUCUCCCUUCACACAUGUCCUUCGUUCCCUUGCCCUUGCUACACUCAUUUGGCAAAAUCCCAGUCCUGGUUGAAGUUAACUGCCCAGUCCCCUUGCCCUCAAGCCCAUGAGGUUAAUACAGCUGGCGAGAUGUGUACAGUGGAAGUUACUUUUCUUUUUCUUCAUAAACAUACACCUCAGUGAGCCUAAGAGCAAGCAUGAUACAUCUCCUAGUCUACUGCAGAAUGCAACGUCCCUUUCCUCUCUGUUUCUCAUGCCCCAUCCUCCUCCUCAGCUGACCUUAUGUCUGAUUUCACUCGGGGGAAGGGUGGAGAAGCAACUGUGUAAGGAAUUCCUCACUUUCUCCCCUACCAGCUGCUGUGCCAGCCCUCACACAUCCACCUACAGCAGCCCACAGUGCUCUACCACAGUUGAACUGUCUUUCGCCUUAUGGCCUUCAGCUGUAGCCCAAUGGCAGAACCACAGUCUCCAGUCUUUCAGAGCCUCCUCUGGAUGCCACUUGUCUACCAGAACCACGCCCUCUUUCUGCAUGUCUACCUGUGUGCUCUGGACUCUCUUCCCGAUCUACGUCAGUCAGCCCUCACCCCACAGCAAGCACCUGAGAGAAAUGGUUUGCAAGCCAGAAAGGUUCAUUUUGUCUCUUGGCUUCAGAGGUGUGGCUUCCAGGAAGGCUGGAUUUGAUGUUGCAUGAGGUGAGGCAGGAUGGCCUUGUGGCAAGAAUGCAGAACAAAGGCUGUUUAUCUCCAGGCAAUCAGGACACAGAGGGAACACAGGAAUGGGUGGGACACCUUAUAGCCUAGGGAGACAUACUGCUGUAAUAGGGCAGGAAAUUUUAUUGUUAUUAUCUUUGGCUUAGUGUGUCUGCUAAACACAGGUAUUCAGUAAAAAAUUUUGCUAAAUAUUGAAUGAAAAACGUAAUUUUAAAAUAUUUUUGAUUCAUUUUAUUCACUCACCUCCAUGUCCUAUAGCAAAGUUUUUCAGCCUUUUAAAACACAAUGGGCCUUUUAAUAAACUCAUUUGAAAGCCUUGUAUAUUUAAAUUGCACAAUAGCAACAGCAGCCAACACAUUCAGGACCCGAUGAUGUUCUAAUAAUGGAGUUUAUCCCUCAGCUUGAACAAAGGCAGGUACCAGGUGUUGUCAUGACUCUGAGGGCACUCCAAGGACACCAGGGUGGAAUUCAGUUCAAAAGGAUGGGUUGCCAGAUUUCCAACUGGGCUCGAUUUCUGUAUGUGUCAGGACUUCUGACACACCUGCUUGGAGUGGGCUCAGGACAAAGCCAAGCAAGGACAGGCAUGGACAAGGAAAGGGGGUAAGUCAUCUCUGGGCAUAGUUCCAUUAUUUAACAUUCACGAAAGUUUGCUUUGACAAAUACAUGGAAUCUCUGAUCAGUGUUCACGCGUUUUCCUGGAAAAGCAUAUCUAAGAGAGAAAUUCUGCUGUGUUCUGCUGACUGCUUCUGAGAACAAAAGAAGAAACUCUGCUCUAGGAAUAGACAAUCAACAACCAAAGUCAGAGAACAAGUCAGAGGGUCCAGGACAUCACUGCACCACAAGCUUCAAGUACAGAUGAGAAAGAGGCUCAGAUUCCUGUCAGACUGAUAGGAGCACCUAUGCUUUAUGUAAUCUGUCCACAUAGAAUAACAAUAGUGCAUUGACUACUUACGUAGCCAUGGAUUCUGCGGUGGGGCCGUUAGGUACUUGCAUGUCCUAUAAGUACCUAAGGCACAUUACCAUCAUUCUAACACUAAGAACACUGAGAACACUGAAACCCAGAAAGACCACAGUGAGCUCAGAACUCCAAGUCAAGUCUCUUGACACUGUGUUGAUCCUCUUGUAUGAGGAUGAAGCACCUAAUCGUAAGCAUGCAGCUUGGAAAGGAGAAUGGGUUGGGGUUAGCAACUGAGCAUCACUAACAGGUACAGGCUCCAACACAGAACUGAAGGCCACUCAGGACACAUGUCCAGCUCCAAAAUAUGGACACAAUCCGUGAUACAAGUCUCAAGACCUUGACUGGACGGUACCUCCAACAAAGCCUUCAAGCCAACUUGAGUAUUUCAGCCAAGUCCUGGCAGAAGAAAAGGAGACAGACACAUGGAAUUCAUUUGCACAGAGAAAGAAAACAUCCUGGCACUGAGAACUAUCUCCUUUCUUCAUACAAUCCAAGUCUGCCUCCAUACCCUGCCUAGCUAUUCACCAUUAUCCUCCACCUCCCUGCCCAGGUCCACCUCAGCACCUGGAGCAGAACCGACCUGCUGUAAUGGCUUGAGUCCUGCCCUCUUCUUCCUCCCCAGCGUGCUACUCAGGGCCAUGUUCAAAGUUUAUAUCAGUUCCUGGAAUGCAUAAGCCCAGAAUAGGCAGAAACUAAGCCAUGUGACAAUAUGCUCUCAUUGCUAAUGUCCUUAAAGAAACCCCAACACCUGACUGACUCACUGACCCAAGGUGGCAAAGUCAAAACACACACUACACCAUUUUUGUCUGUGUUGUUUGACACUCACUUACUCCUAACAUUUCCUUGGUUAUAAACCAACUUCAGCACAUUGGAAUCCUCACAGGACCAUAGGAGGCAGAUCCUCCUACCCAAGUCAAAGGGACCCCCAUGUCACACAAGGAUAUGCUGGUUCUGAGAAAGUAAUUGUGCUCAGUAUUGAGCAUACCUCCUCACACUGGGCAAGCGCUCUCUUCUAAACUAUGUUCCUAGCUCUCUUUUAUUUCUCCUUGAGAGACAGCCUCACGAAGUGUACAAACUGGAAUUUGCUCUAGCCUAAGUUAGUCUCCUACCCGUGGUCCUGCCUCCAUCUCCCAAAUAACUGGGAUUACAGAGCUGAGUUCCCAGUCCCUGAAAGAGAUAAAUUCUCUUUAGCCUAGCUUUCCUCGUGUGGUAACUUUUUCCAAUUCUGUCUUCAGAGCUAUGGGAAUGGUUCUGUGUGUGUCUACAAGUCACAGAGCCCUCUGAAUCUUGAAUUUCUGUCUGUUUCAUUGCUGUUUGGUAAAUGGCAUUGCUAAGAAAACUCUGGAAGCCAUGAGAGGACAUUUACAUGAAUAACAACUCUAGGGUCUGAACAAAGAAUGAACUGAGGGACAAGGACAAUGGACAGGCAAAGAGAUGCGACCAGGAGGGAAUGUAUGACACACAAAAGACCCUCCUUCCCUUUGCUGUCUUUCAUGAGCUCCUCCUGACACACUUCCAACCUGGAGUUUGUGUCAGAGCUGAGUGAACUGUACCUCAUCAGAAGACAGAAAAGACAUCCAAGUAGGAAGAAGGUAGUUGAAGGGAGAGGCUCUGCCGUGUUGAUCACAUCCAGACAUCUUUUGUUUGACCUCCAGACUUAUAAAAAUGUUUGAUCAGAAGGGAUAUUGAUUACCCUGGGAAGCAUUCGUACAUGCUAGUCAUCUCCUUUGUGAUGUAGUCCAGAACCAGCAACCCUGAGGGUCACCGGUUCCUGGAGAGUUAGACCUUGUCCCUUCAAGGAGCUUCUGGUUGCUGGGUGGUAGUGGUGCAUGUCUUUAAUUCCAGCACUCAGAAGGCAAAGGUGGGCAGAUCUCUGUGAGUUUGAGACCAGCCUGAUCUACAGAGUGAGUUCCAGGACAGCCAAAGCCAAGGCUACACAGAGAAGAGAGGAAGAAGAGGAGGAGGGGGCAGAGGAGGAAGAAAGGGAGGAGGGGGAGGAAGGAGGAGGAAGGAGAAGGAGGAGGAGGAAAAGACGGGCUGACAAAUGCGCAUUCUCAGAUCCUUAUGUGUUAAGAUCCUUUGAGAAAGAUAUCUUGGCUUAACAUGGGAAUCGACAGCAACCUGACUUCCCUUACUGGGAUUGAUUUAAGAGCACAAUAGACUUUUCUUGAUUUUCGUUCUAAAAUAAAUUCCCCCUUGAUUCUCUCUCACAGUUCCCACAAAUCUUGGUAGUUGUUUGUUUUUUGUUUUUUGUUUUUUUUUUUUUUUUCAUUUAUUAACUGGCUCCAGAAGAUCACCAGCCGCAUUAGCACAUAUUACUAGUGUAAUAUACUAUUAUUAAGUAAAGGCUCAACUUAUACCAGGAAAAUGACUGACUAUUAAAGUUUUUAGAAACUACAUACUCAUAUUAAGGUCUCUUGGAUGAAAAAGGAAGUUAUACCCUACUUUUAUUUCUGCCUUCUGCACCCUGCUUAACCUAUAAGGUGUCGGUUAAAGCAGAGAUGACCAAAAGUCAGGACAAGAACCCCAAGCACUUAUAGUGACCUGAGAUGGGAACACUCCAUAGGACAGUGGGCCAGCAAUUGGCCACUCCAGAGCUUCUAACAUUCAAGGACAUCACCUGCACCUCUUUCCCAAAAGACUUGAAUGAGAUGGAGUGGAGGUUUCAAAUGGCCCAUUCACAAGAUGCCCUGUCCUUGAGAGGCCUUCCAGUGGUUUCACGGGGCUUUUUGCCACGCGGCUGCAUGAGCAAAUGCACAGACUGAGCUUGGCAAGUAAGGAAGGGAGGAUAGGGCCUGCCCAGACAACAGGGUUGUUACCAGGCAGAUCCAGAGACCUUGAGAAGCCCUGGAGCAUCUCCUGCUGCACACAAAUUAGCAGCCAAUUGUUUCCAUUUUCUACCUUCAGUGGGAAUAAGGCUGCCUGCAGCAUUCCCAAUACCAGUAAUAUUACAGCAAAGCUUGUUGGGGAGAGAUAAGGUUAGAGAGCUGGCAGGGAGUGGGGCUGGGUCUCUUCCUUUAAUCUGACUCUACCUAUGUCUCCCUAAGGAUGAGCAAGGUCUCUUUAUGGCCCGUCUGGCUAAAGGCACACAUUUUCUUUUACACAUCCGACUGCUAUGAUGACAGCACCUACAACUCCCAGCAAGGCUUUCUGAAACCUGCAUGAGCUGUGGAGAGACAGAGAGAUGGAAAAAGUGCACUUGUGCCUGUAUCUGCACAUGGAGGCCAGAGGUCUUUCUGCCACUUCCCCAGGACUUCCACAGUGAGGAAAGGAGCUGCAGGACCAACAUCCUCUAAGAUGUUUAUAUGGACCAGUGGCCGGACCUCUUCAUCUUACAGACAGGACGAGAAAAGAAAUAUCUACCAGAAAAUCAGGGACCAUGACCUCCUGGACAAAAGGAAAACUGUGACAGCUCUGAAGGCUGGGGAGGACCGGGCCAUCCUGCUCGGCCUGGCCAUGAUGGUGUGCUCCAUCAUGAUGUACUUCCUGCUGGGAAUCACACUGCUGCGCUCCUACAUGCAGAGCGUGUGGACAGAAGAAGCCCAGUGUGCCCUGCUGAAUGUGUCAAUCACAGAAACGUUUAACUGUUCCUUCAGCUGUGGGCCCGACUGUUGGAAGCUCUCUCAGUACCCUUGCCUGCAGGUGUACGUGAACCUGACAUCUUCCGGGGAGAGGCUCCUCCUCUACCACACGGAAGAGACCAUGAAGAUCAAUCAAAAGUGCUCCUAUAUUCCUAAGUGUGGAAACAACUUUGAGGAGUCCAUGUCUCUCGUGAGUGUCGUCAUGGAAAACUUCAGGAGACACCAACACUUCCCCUGCUAUUCUGACCCAGAAGGAAACCAGAAGAGUGUCAUCCUGACCAAACUCUACAGCUCCAAUGUGCUGUUCCAUUCUCUCUUCUGGCCAACUUGUAUGAUGGCUGGGGGUGUGGCAAUCGUUGCUAUGGUGAAACUAACUCAGUACCUCUCCCUGCUUUGUGAGAGGAUCCAACGGAUCAACAGAUAAAAGAAAAAAAUCAUGGAUAAGAUAUUUUUCUUUAAAGCUCAAAUACUGUUUUAUUUCGUUCUUCACCAAAGAACCUUAAGUUUGUAAUGUGCAGUCUGUUAUGGGUUCCUUAAUUAUUCUAUGUAGAGCAAUAAUGCAAACGCUGUCCUAUAUGCAAACAUGAUGUCCUUAUUAUUCAGGAGAAUUAACUGUUCCUCAUUGGUUGGUUGUUUCAUUAUAUUGUUUUGAUGCUGGAACUAGUCUGUCGUCUUUCCACCAGAAUAGGGCUCAGCUACUCAUUGCUAAGUGUUGUGGGGCAUAGGGGCAUGGAGGCACUAUCCCCAAGACCAGGUCUCUGUUCUGAGUUUCCAGACUUCCUGAAGACAAGAUUUUUCUUCAUUUGUUGUUUACUGAAGCUACAGCCAAAAACACAUUUUUUUUCUUAUCCUAUAUUGAGCCCUGUAGCAAGUGAAGGAGUUGUUUCCUGACUAAAGGGUAUUAAACUUAUUAUUAUUAUUAUUAUUAUUUUUACCACAGCACUGUAAGGAAGGGGGGGAAACCUAGCCAGCAACUUUUCUUUCAUCACUUUUCAUUCACAACUUCAGAUUUUUGAAAAUAAUUAUCAACUCUCUAAUGUCUUCCGAUCAGAGUCCCUUUUCCAUCUAUGACCCUGCUACUGUGUGGGAGACAAAGCUGGUGAGAUCACUCCCAGUAAACUGACUGGGUGUUGGUAGGCAUGCCAUUGCAAUUUUGGAAAGUCUAUGUUACAAAGAUAUUUAUGGGAAAUCUUAAUUCCAUUUCCACUGGACUAUUAGAAUCAAAUAUUAAUAUACUAAGGACUGGUGAAUUGGUUGCAGUGGGUGAGUCUGUCAGGGCCAGCUAUCAUGUCAGAAUAUUACUCUUUGAGAAUUUAUGUUUCAGUAAACGAAUGUAUGUAGGGUCUCUCUUUCUGAAAAAAAAAAAAAACUGUUGCCUGUUGGGGUUUUAAAUCUAUGUGUGCAGAAUCUUUGUCUCCUCUACAUAUUUUAUUUUUCUACUCACUGUUCCCUUUUGGUUGUUAUAUUUUAUAUGCAGAAUAGACCUUUUUCCUAACACAUGUUUGAAAUGAAUAACAGGUUUGAGGGAAGCCUUUCUUCACAUUGAUGUUUACUCAUUCUAUUUGGUGGGGGGAGGGGAAAGGGGGUUGGUUUUAAAUAAAGACAUUCUGUCUUUUAUUUAAUAUUGAUAUCUAAGGGAGAAGACAAACAUCUAUCUUUCUCAUCUAUAUUUAAGUACCCUUUUGUAACAUAGUAUCGAUGUUUUUUAGGUAAUUGCAAAAUUUUACAAAUCAUUUGUGGAAUGAACGGUGAAACUUAUCUGAGGAAGCAGAAUAUUGUAAUUCAUAGUGUGACUUUUCAUAAGCAAAUAAAUCCCUAGGGUGUAAUCAGGACUUCAAAUGUGUAAUUAAAUUUUUUAAACCCAUUUGAUGGCAAGAUUUUAAUACUUCUUGCAUUCAGAUAAACCCAUGACUAUCCAAACAAUUCUAAUUUGUAUUCAAAGGUAUUUUAAGAGACUGUAAAGAAAAUCCCUUUUUCUGACACUUAAACAAUACAUGUUAUGUUGUAAACAUUUGGAAAACACCACAGAAAAUCAUUUAUUUUUAUUCCAUCUUUAAAAUGUAUUUGUCAAGAUAGAAGAAAAUCCUUUGGAACUAUAGGGUUGAAAUUUGCAAUCUUAAAUGUUCCCUGGGAUUCCCAUCAACUGAUGCAAGGAUGAAGCAUACAUGAUGACAUUAUGACAUACUUUAUUUUUAACUUCUUUAAGAUUUUUCAUUAAAAGUUCCUAGCUAAGACCUGGAGCCAA